Molecule: messenger RNA, 1860 nt
Organism: Mesorhabditis belari
Lineage: Eukaryota; Metazoa; Nematoda; Chromadorea; Rhabditida; Rhabditidae
Source: the annotation of a GenBank genome assembly
AUGUCCUCAGGCCUGCCAUCAUCAGUACCGUUGCCAACGCCAUUCCCAAAUUCAUCCACUCAUCCACUUCCUUUCUUCAAUCCACUUUUCAAUUCAACUCCUUUUGCUGCUCAACUCGUUCUCGCGCAUCAACAACGUCUCAAACUCAAGCGCUCUAGGCAACGCGUUGACGCCGGCGAGCCACGCAACACUUAUCCCAGAUCUCUCCGUGACUCAUCUCCAAUCAACAACUCAUUUCAAAUGGAACAGUUAUCCUCAUUGUUUCCGUGGAUGAAUGGAAAAGUAAACAAUGAUUCAGAGAAGGAUCCCGAGGAUGAGAUCGAUACUGAGAAGAGCGAUUUCCCAGCUAUUGAUUUGUGUCUCUCAAAUAAUAUGAAAGACGAAUCGCCUGAAGUUGAAGAUUCGACAAAAGUUGAUGUUGAAAACACAAGUUCUGAAAAGAUUGAUGAUAGUGUAAUGGAGAGAGCGGGAAGCGGAAGCUCAAAUCAUUCAUCAUCAUCAAGAAGAAAAUGCGCUCAACCACAAAAAAAUCCGAUCACGAAAGAAGAGGGUCAAGAGAAAGAUUGGGAGCGCUUCGAACUCGAGAAUGAGAAUACCGAUGAUCCGAAUGAUUCGUUGGAUGGAGAAAGCGGUGAAGGAGAGAAAAUCGACGAGAAAAGAGGAGCGGAGACGGUGAGCGCCUUGCAACAUCAUCUCAACGCUCCCAACAAACUCACCGAAAUGAUCGAAGCACAGAGGAGAUUCUGCGCCAUGAUGGAAAAUCAGAAAAAGCUGCUCGCUUCCCAAUCGACUCCAACAGAAGAAAAGUCGGUAAAACUCCAAAAUGAUGUUAGCAAAUUGGCUCAAUCACUUAAACAAGAGCUCUCCGAUUCGCUCACCGUCUCUAUCGACAAAGUGAUUUCCGAUUGGGCGGCGGCUAUGUUGCAACGGAUGCAAGCCGAAGCACAAGCACAACAACAAGCUGCCCAAGUACAAGCACAACAGCAACAACCUCGAAAUCUCUUAUUCCCACCAAAUCUCUUUCCUCCAUUCGGACAUCCGUCUGCAGCUCUCGGGAAUCCGUUUGCCGUUCCUCCAGGUGGCAUCUUUCCAAGCACUUUCCCUGGCUUCAAUCCAUUGGCCGCUUUAAAUCCGGGUUUUCGUCGUGGCAACAAUUUCGACGACGAUACACCAAAGCGAAAACGGAAUAAGGUGACAGAUUCGGUUCGACGAAUCGAUCACUCGUCUCCAUCGAGCGCUCGGGGAAGUCCGCAGCUUUCAUGUACUCCAUCAUAUUUCCCGCCAACAAUGGUCGGUGGUCACUCGUUGUACGGCGAGGACAGAGGGGAAAGCCCCGCGAAUUCCGAUGAUUUUAGCGAUUGUGGAUUUGAGGGCGGAGCACAAAGCAACAUGUUGUCACCGAUGCAUCUCCGAAAAGCAAAAUUAAUGUUUUUCUAUACUCGAUACCCGAAUUCGACUCUUUUAAAAACUUUCUUUCCCGACAUUCGCUUCAACAAGAACAACACCGCUCAGCUCGUCAAAUGGUUCUCAAACUUUAGAGAGUUCUUCUACAUCCAGAUGGAGAAAUAUGCGAGAAACGCGCUCAGCGAGGGGACCACUCAUCGAGAAGAGAUUGUGGUGACGAAAGAGAGUGAUCUCUUCAAGCAGCUUAAUCAACAUUACAAUCGCAACAAUCAUAUUCAGCCACCGGAUCGUUUGGUGCUCGUCGUGCAAGAGACAUUGCGCGAGUUUUUCUCCGCCAUUCAACUCGGCAAAGAUGUCGAGCCGUCAUGGAAAAAAACCAUCUACAAGGUAAUUCAACCACUCGACGAUCCAAUUCCCGAAUAUUUCAAGGAUCCAAAUUUCCUUGAAAGACUUGAG